This is a messenger RNA of Diachasma alloeum, 717 nucleotides long. It is a transcript of the gene galla-2, whose product is annotated as MIP18 family protein galla-2. Gene Ontology annotation, biological process: iron-sulfur cluster assembly. The record is from RefSeq and is a predicted model, not a curated record. Gene Ontology annotation, cellular component: cytosolic [4Fe-4S] assembly targeting complex. Lineage: Eukaryota; Metazoa; Arthropoda; Insecta; Hymenoptera; Braconidae.
GGAUGGGCAGAUUCUGUUCGGGCGGUUAAACAGGGCCCUGUUUAACCACCCGAUCUGUCGCCAUUUCCCUACAACGUAUUAAAAACAGAAUGUGUCAUCGGAGAUUGUACAAACGAUCCCUCAAAUAAACACGAUUUUGCGUUAUUGUUGUGGGAGGAAUUUUUUGAGGAAUUGUAAGGGAUGACGAUGGAGGAGAAACUGGAGAAUAUUAAUCCCAAAUUGUAUGGGAAAAGUGGGGAGAGACUGGUGACUGUUGAUGAUGAGAAUGAGGAGGUGGCUGAUGAGUUCGAUGCAAGAGAGAUUUUCGAUUUGAUUAAGGAUAUCAAUGAUCCUGAGCAUCCACUGACUUUGGAGGAGCUGCAUGUCGUUGAGGAGAACCUCAUUGAGGUGGAUAAUAAGAAAAAUUUCGUAAACGUGAAAUUCACGCCGACAAUUCCCCACUGCAGCAUGGUAACCCUGAUCGGUCUCUCCAUAAGGGUCCAGUUACUCCGAGCCCUUCCCUCUCGAUUCAAAGUAAACGUGGAAGUAAAUCCUGGAACCCACAGCUCCGAGGCAGCAGUCAACAAACAAUUAGCGGAUAAGGAACGAGUUGCGGCAGCCCUUGAGAAUAAUCACCUCGUGGGUGUGAUUAAUCAGUGCGUGAGUGUCAAGAAUUAAUUAAGAAACUGUGUUUAUUUGUAGAUAAAAAAAAUAAAUACAGAUGAAAAUGAACGUUAA